AUGGAAUCGGUGAGAGAGGGCAUCAGAUCCGUUCUUACCGGAUGUGGUCUUCGACCUUCUUUGGAUUCCUUGGUGACGAUGUGGUGUUGCAUCACCAGUGCGCAGAUCUCGUAUCGUGCGAACCAAACCCCCAAGGACUUCGACUUUGUUGUGACCAGCAUUUUGGGUGCUGCGCCCAACCAGAAGUGUUAUGGACUUCGGAACAUUGCUUCCUACCCUUGGGCCAAUCACCUGCUCUCUGAGCUCCCCAAGAGCCAAAAGACGAUGGAUGAGUUUUGUGACUGCAUUCCAAGGGAGCAUUCUGAACUUAGGGGUAGUCUUCUCGCUGAGCUGCACUUUAGUUUCGUCGUUGGUGGCAUGAUGGUUCCACGCAUCCGCGCUUCGAAGCGGCAAAGGGUGGCCCAGCAGCAGCAGCAGCUGUUCAAUCCAAUGUUAGCAGCUGCGGCCAUGGGACAAAUGGGCAUGAACCCGGCGGUGAUGGGAUUGAUGAAUCCAACCAUGCCAAUGGAUCACAAUGAUGAGUCCGACAAUGAGGAUAUGCCCCUGUCUCAGUUGGUUGCGGCUGGUCGGCCCAAUGCUGAUGGAACUGCAGCAGCUUCUCAAGCCAAAGCAUCUUCAGCUGCCGCGCCUGCCGAUGCUGCAAACGGUGAAGCCUGUGCAUCAGAUCCCGCUGCUGCGGCUGCCAGGCAAGCAUGGGCUAAUUUGAGCAGGGGUCGCGCCGACCUCUAUCACCAUGGUGGCCGUGAGGAUAGGCGAAUCAAUCGUGGCACAGCAACAUUCAGAGCGAUGCCCAAGGCUCGGCUUGGUGUGACAGUGAGACAGAUCAGACCACACAGUGCCUUUAUUUUGCUGAUUGUUCAUCUCAGUGAGCUGGUCGAAGCGUGCGACAAUGACCUCGAUGCUGCCUCAACGGCUGAUCUAUCACAAAGUGGACUUGUGAUGUUGUUCUGGUUGAUGGUUCGCCUGAAGCCAACUGUCAGUGUUGGGUCACUGCGUGUUGGCUGGUACACGGACCUGAACACACUCUGCCGCAACAAGUACAUGAAGCUUGUGGCCAAUCCUGCCACCGGUGUUCAGGAUGUCAUGACGCAGAUCAAGGCCCAGGCAUCGCUGGAUGAUCAGUUCAUUGACGCACUUUGUCAGACACAGGGUUGGGACCCAGAGUGGAUGGCCGUUCCAGCCAAGGCGGGCAAAGGCAGGGGCAGGGGCAAAGCUGUGGCAGCUGGACCUCCACCAGGUCAACAUGUUUUGCCUUUUCAGGCUGCCCCCCCGAAGGCCAGUCCUGUGGCUGUGACUGUGAAUCCACCGGCGCCGGCCAAGGCAGCUGGGCAGAUGGAUGCAGGGGCCGUGACUGUGAAUCCAGUUCCCCCCAAGAUUGGGGCCCCCGGUGUGGGAGCCCACAUCUCUUUGCCUGUGCCAGCGCCUGUGGCCAAAUCGGGUUCCAUACCGCCGGCCAAUGCUGCAAAUUCAGUGCCGGUUGCCAAAGCUUUGAACAUUGCUCCAGCCCCCGUGCCACCACCGGCGCAGUUGGGAGGUGGGAAUGGUGGAGGACAGAAUCAUGAUGUUGUGGGGGAGCUGCUUCAGCCGGUGGGCUCCACCGAUGCCACUUCUGACGAAGUGCUUGGUGAUGGGCAGAAUGCUGGGGCUUCGACUUUGGCUUCGUCAACCCUUGGGGCUGUCCCCAAAGCCGGAGGCUUGCCCGUUCCCCCCAACAUUGCUGAGAAUGCUGCUGAGACGGUGGAGCAAGACAAUUUGGAAGCCGAAUUGGAGCAAAUCUUUGGUGUUUCCGAGACUGUUGAUGAUGGGACUGCGGUGGAGAAAAUACUCUGCAGCAUUUGCCAGGAUGAGAUCAAGCACCAUCCAGAUGCUGCCAAUCCUGAAGAGGAAGUCUUGGCAUUGCAGUGCGGUCAUGUCUACCACAAUCUCUGUUUGAGCAAGACCUGGAGCAUUGGUGGCUGGCCCAGAGGAUGGUGCCCACAGCGUUGCCUGGAUCACAUUCUCCUGGGCAACCGUAUGGGUGGUGUUGAAAUUGUCAAUGACGCGCUGGCUUCUGGCGAUGCACCUGGUGUGGCUGUGGAGCCCCCACAGGCUCCUUCCGCUGCCGCUCCAUCAUCGGGCUCCGGAUGUGGUGUGCCCCGCACGGUUGCUGCUUUGUCGGAGCUGGCUGAGACCGUGGUUGUGAAUGGCAGCAACAUUGCGCUCUGA
Molecule: messenger RNA, 2205 nt
Organism: Cladocopium goreaui
Lineage: Eukaryota; Dinophyceae; Suessiales; Symbiodiniaceae
Source: the annotation of a GenBank genome assembly